This is a messenger RNA of Physcomitrium patens, 1940 nucleotides long. Its product is annotated as cyclin-U1-1. The record is from RefSeq and is a predicted model, not a curated record. NCBI's taxonomy places the organism in Eukaryota, Viridiplantae, Streptophyta, Bryopsida, Funariales, Funariaceae. Gene Ontology annotation, biological process: regulation of cyclin-dependent protein serine/threonine kinase activity. Gene Ontology annotation, molecular function: protein kinase binding.
GUGUCGGUGGAGGAGCGCAGCAUGGCAUCAGUAGUCAGUUUCCUUGUGCCAUGCCCUGCACUGCUCUGCUGCUCUCCCACCGAGCGCGUCUGCUUCUUCUUUUUCUUCUUCCAGACUCUCUCGUUCCGGUGCCCGGCUGGUCUCACCCAUGGCCUCGUCGGUUUUCCUCAGAUUUUCUGAACGUGGAUGGAUACCCGUGACUGUGACGAUGUAUCAGACAGGCGGUGACGCUCCGUUUUCUCGCUUUCUUUUCUCGUCCACCUUGGAUCUCCUGAGGCAUCUAUGGAGGCAUGCCUGAUCCUCAGUUAUAGAAAUUAGUAUGGAGUAAGUAUGGUUUGAUCGGAAUGGGAGGUGUUGCGGCGUUGAGCAUGGGGAUAUUCGAGAUGUGGCUGUUUGCAUUGAGGUUUGAGCGACUUUAGCUGAUGCAGAUGCGCAGGCAUUUGGACGAGGUCAGCUGAUGUAUCGGAUGACGUGGUCGAAUGUUUGUUUGGUUAGAAUGCCGGCUGCGCGGACGUACCCGGCAAUGACAAAGCACGUCGUGUUUUGUGCUUGGCAGGUGUGGCGGUAGGCCUUGAUGCGAGGUUGUGACCUGUACUAAAUCUUGCUGGGAAUGAUGAAUUGAAGUGCGGUGCAUCUUUAAGAUGUGUGGCUGGAAUGUGUGUAGCCCUACUACUGAGAAAGGUAUCCGAAGGAGUCUAGGGCCCUCAGUCUUUACAGCUGAGUAAGAGCAGGGACAGAGAAUAUCAAGCUGGACUGGGAGAUGGCUUAAGAGUUGGAUAAAAUGUCGCCUGCAUGCUCCCUACCCGGGCUACUGGGGGUAAACGGAAGCGUUGGCGGCGAUGGAGUUCUCAAUUUAGACAUAUUGCAGAUGCAUUCCAAUGGCAGCCAUGCCGUUUGCGUCGGCGAGAGUUCUUCCAAAGGCUCUCAAUCCCUUACCUUCGAUACCACCACGGAUGCUGACGGCGAGGGGAGCACGCCCUGCGAGCGAGAGAUUCCCAAGGUGGUCACUGUAUUAGCCUCGGUGCUUGACCGUCUUGUUGCCAGUAACGAGCAGUUCGCCACUACACCAUCCCAACCAAGCGUGUAUAACCCUAAGACGCUUACUAUAUUUCACGGCCUGCGUGCGCCUAGCAUCAGCAUUGCUAAGUACUUGGAACGCAUCUUCAAGUACACAAAUUGUAGCGCAUCGUGCUUUGUUGUUGGAUAUGUCUUCAUUGAUCGUCUCAUCCACCAGCAGCCUGAAUUGCUCGUCACUUCUCUCAACGUGCAUCGGCUGCUGGUUACGAGUGUGAUGGUGGCCACCAAAAUCCUCGAUGAUGUGCACUUCAACAAUGCUUUUUUCGCCCGAGGGGGAGGUGUCAGCGUGAGUGAGCUGAAUAGAUUGGAACUUGAGUUUCUGUUUCGAUUAGGCUUUAGGCUCACUGUGACAGUCAGUUUAUUUGAGAGCUAUUGCUCUUAUCUUGAAAAGGAGGUGAUGGCUAUCGAGAAGAAGAUGGAACAUCUAGAACGAAGCCUGCCCGCAUUCGGUAGUGCCUCCACAAGUCCUGAAGGGAAGACACCUAUGCACUGGAAAAAAGCAUCUUCAGGACGUCAAGGAGAGCCAUUUGAUCCAAAUCACCUUCAAGCAGAAUAUGACCAUACUUUUUCUAGAAUGAUGACUAGGGAGGUGUCUCCAAGUUGAAAUUCCUUCCUCUCUUUAUGGCUAAGAUGUUAAGUUUGAUAUGAAAGAGAUCAUGACACUUGCAUCAGUGAUGUUUGGGGAGAUGGUUUUCUUCAAUUGUUGCUCUAUGGAAAUCGUAGCUACGCAUUCAAGUUGACCAUUUCUUUCAAGAAUGAAUCAGUGGAAAUAAGUGCUUUGAGUGUUGUGUUCUCAUUGAUUAUAAGCACUUUUGGUGCAGGCAAUGCAAUAUGAUGAGACCCCUGCAAAGAUUUUUUAAUCA